This is a messenger RNA of Exophiala viscosa, 1527 nucleotides long. RefSeq names its product aminotransferase, classes I and II. Gene Ontology annotation, biological process: biosynthetic process. The record is from RefSeq and is a predicted model, not a curated record. Lineage: Eukaryota; Fungi; Ascomycota; Eurotiomycetes; Chaetothyriales; Herpotrichiellaceae. Gene Ontology annotation, molecular function: pyridoxal phosphate binding. The coding region runs from base 1 to 1527 and encodes 508 amino acids. The transcript has 4 exons.
AUGAGUUCAUCGGGCGCCCGUCGCGUCUCGACGUUGAGAUCAGCGUUGAAUGUCAGCUCAGAUGGCCGCCGAUUCUCCAUCCACCCAGAAGAUGAGCGCUCGUCCGACACUCACCAGGACUUGAGAAAUCACCCUUCUCACAGACACACUGGUCUAGACGAGAGCAGAGCCAGCACUGGUGUCAUCUGGACGACAGAGCAAGCUGCUAAACAUGGCUUCCAGGAUGAACCCGAGAAAUGGGCCAACUUAGGCGCACCAGAAGUCGGCGAUGACAUUGAAGGCUGCUUCCCCCGUCCCACCUCCAUCGACAUCUCUAUGAAUGGCAGAGAGUACGGUCCAACCGCAGGCAUCAAGUCCCUCCGAGCAGCGGUCGCCAACCUCUACAACGACAACUACCGCAAGGGCAAAGAUUCGCAAUACACAUGGGAGAACGUGUGCAUCGUUCCAGGCGGAAGAGCUGGACUCAUUCGCAUUGCUGCGGUCUUGGGCAAUGCCUAUCUUGGUUUCUUCAUUCCUGACUACACCGCGUACAAUGAGAUGUUGAGCUUGUUCCGCAACUUCGUGGCUAUCCCUUCUCCAUUGAACGCCGCCGAUGGCUACCACAUCCACGUAGACAAGAUCGCCGAAGAGUUGGCCCGUGGAACGUCCGUCAUUCUGACUUCAAAUCCUCGCAAUCCCACGGGCCACGCCUUGCAUCCCGAUGAGCUCAAGCUGAUCCAGGACAUCUGUCGGGAUCGAGCGACUCUCAUCUUCGACGAAUUCUACGCCGGGUACAACUACAGCACCAACUGUGAUGGCACCACGAUUUCUUCUGCUUCGAAUGUCCAGGACGUCGAUCUCGACGAUGUGAUCAUUGUCGAUGGCUUGACCAAACGAUUCAGACUACCAGGCUGGCGUGUUGCGUGGAUCGUUGGGCCGAAAGACUUCAUCAAAGCGUUGAGCUCUUCCGGCAGCUACCUCGACGGUGGCACCAAUGUGCCCUUCCAAGAGGCUGCUGUCAAGAUGCUCGAACCUCACAAAGUCAAGAACGAGAUGCAGGCUCUUCAACGACACUUCAAGGAGAAGCGCGACUAUUGUUUAGGCCGACUGAAAGAGAUAGGUUUCCACAUGGGAGACCAGUCCAUUCCGGAUAGCACGUUCUACAUCUGGCUCGAUCUCACCGCUUUGGACCCCCCGGUGCCGAAGGAUAGUCCCAUUGACAUUUCCAACGGUCUCUCUUUCUUUCAUGCCCUUUUGGAAGAGAAGGUGAUCGUCGUGCCGGGUAUCUUCUUUGACCUCAACCCAUCCAAGAGAAGAGAACUCUUUGACAGCCCGUGUCACCAUUAUGUGCGGAUCAGCUACGGGCCCAAGAUGGAGAUGCUGAAGAUGGGUUUGGACGGGAUCGAGAGACUGGUCAAGCGUGCCAGAGGCGAGAGUGGAGAUUACGACAGCGCAAUCCAUGACGAGCCCGAAGAAAAGAGUCCCUCAAGCCCCGUGUUUCGCAACCCCAAAUACCGCAGUACUGAGGGACAUGGCGAACAGCAUUGA